UAUCAUUUCGUUCCAGAUUCUUCGAGCGUUUGAGAGCAAAUCUUCGUUUGAGAGAGAGAGAGAAAGCAAAUCGAAUUCGGGGGUGUUUGGAUCUGAUUCUCAAAACUGAUUCUGCUCCUUCAGGGAGCAGAAGCAAAAGCUGGAGUGUUUGGGUGAAAUUCCAGAAGCACUUCUGGAGCUCUAAUUUACUCUCAGAAUCAGUUUUUUUAGAAGCUGUGGGGUACCAGCUUCUGAAAACUGAUUCUGAUUCUGCUUCUGCUUUUAAGAAAGAAGCAGAAGCAGAAUCAGUUCCAAACACCCCCUUCAUUUGCUACAUCAGUCAUCUUCUAGCCCGUGUCUCUGAAGCAGGUUUUGCCUUGAAGAUCGUCGAGAUGAUGGGCCGUCCGGUUAGCUUCUCUAUAUGUGUGGAAUAGGUGAAUAUGGUUGUGCCUGCAGAGAUCCUUGAGUUUACGUAUGUCGUGCUAUAGUGUUGAAGGUAUGUGCUAGGAUGAAGACUGAUCGAGGUAAAACAACAAAGAAAACUGCCACUUCUCCACUGAUUAUUUGUUCGCCGGUCUCCACUUCACUAUUUAGCACACUUGAUAGAGUACGGAUAUUGCGAAGGACAUUGUCACUUUCAGCACAUGUGGCGUCUUUCCUCUCCUCCUCCAUGAAUCGCUUCUUCAAGAACCCGGCGACGCUGACCCGGUGGUUGUCCGGUGGGUUCACUCGUCAGCUCUCUGGGAAGCUGGGAGCAGAGUCGCCGGAAACAAUGGUCAAGUGCUCGGCAAAUUAUGCUCCUCUGACGCCCAUAACUUUCCUGGAAAGAGCUGCAAAGGUGUACAGAGAAGGGACUUCGGUCGUGUACGGAAGUCGUGUUAAGUACACAUGGGAGCAGACCUAUCGGAGGUGUCUCAAACUUGCUUCUGCUCUCACCCGAUUGGGCAUUUCUCAGGGAGAUGUGGUUGCCACACUGGCACCUAAUGUACCAGCAAUGCAAGAGCUGCAUUUUGCAGUGCCAAUGGCUGGAGCAGUCCUUUGUACAUUAAACACUCGCCAUGAUUCAUCCAUGGUGUCCACACUUUUGGAACAUUCAGAAGCUAAGGUCCUUUUUGUACACCGUCACCUUCUCCCGAUCGCUCGAGGAGCAGUUGAUCUUCUAACAGACACCAAAACCGAUCCCCCACUUCUUGUUUUGAUAAUGGAGCCUGGAGAAGACACAGUUUCUGAUUCCCGUGUGCCCGAUCAUGACGAGUACGAGGCAGUCUUGGAGAGCGGUGAUCCGGCUUUCGAUAUCCGGUGGCCAAGAAAUGAGUGGGACCCGAUUUGCAUCAACUACACUUCUGGCACGACUUCAAGGCCAAAGGGUGUUGUUUAUAACCAUAGAGGUGCAUACCUGAACACCAUUGGCACCCUGUUUGUUCACGAGAUGAGUUUUAUGCCAACUUAUCUUUGGACGGUCCCCAUGUUCCACUGUAACGGGUGGAACAUGGUUUGGGGCAUGGCGGCUUUGGGCGGCACUAACGUGUGUCUUAAGCGUUUCGGUCCCAAAGACAUAUUUGACAACAUUGCCCUCCACAAGGUCACUCACAUGGGAGCCGCACCGACAGUGUUGAACAUGAUUGUCAAGUCAUCACCAACCGACUGGAAACCGCUCCCUCACGCCGUUAAGGUCAUGAUGGGUGGUUCACCGCCGCCUCCACAACUUCUUUCCAAAAUGGAAGAGAUGGGUUUUGGUUUGAUUCACAUCUAUGGGCUGACCGAGACUUACGGUCCGAGCACAUUUUGCAUGGAGAAGCCCGAGUGGGAUUCUUUGCCCCCUGAAGAAAGACAAAAGAUGAAAGCAAGACAAGGGGUGGCCCACUUUUGUUUGCGAGACGUCGAUGUAAGAGACCCCGCUACUACAGAAAGCGUUCCGGCGGACAGUAAGACUAUGGGAGAAGUCAUGUUUAGAGGGAACACUGUUAUGUGUGGGUAUCUGAAGGACCCAAAAGCCACAGAAGAGGCUUUUAGGGGUGGGUGGUUUAGAAGUGGUGAUUUGGGUGUAAAACAUCCGGACGGGUAUAUAGAAGUUAAAGACAGGUCUAAGGACAUCAUAAUAUCGGGGGGAGAGAACAUAUGCAGCGUGGAAGUGGAGACCGUUUUGUAUGGUCAUCCUGCGGUUCUUGAAGUGGGAGUGGUUGGGAGACCGGACAGGCAUUGGGGAGAGACGGCUUGUGCCUUUGUGAAACUGAAAGAGGGGUUCGAAGCUGAUGGGAAUGAGCUGAUUAGUUUCUGUAGGGAACGGUUGCCUCAUUAUAUGGCCCCCAGGUCGGUUGUGUUUGGAGAUUUGCCCAAGACAUCCACCGGAAAGAUACAAAAGUUUGUGUUGAGGGAGAAAGCCAAGGCAUUGGGCAGUCUUUUCUGAUUCCAAUUGUGAACCACAGUUGGUGAUGCCCACACGCUCUCUUUUCAACAGUUCUUGAUCUACUCGCUAUUUGUUCGUCAUCCCGAUUUGCCAUGUUCCAAAAUGUUUCAUGGUCCUAAUUAAGCUUUUCCCCGUCUAUAAAAAAUUUAAGCAUGGUAUUAGUUAUUUUUAAGACUAGAGAUUAAUUCUGAUUCUCAAA
Messenger RNA from Cuscuta epithymum, 2585 nucleotides. NCBI's taxonomy places the organism in Eukaryota, Viridiplantae, Streptophyta, Magnoliopsida, Solanales, Convolvulaceae. The record is from the annotation of a GenBank genome assembly.